AUGGCCGAAGUUGUGUACAAGGAGCUAAAUGCGGACGAUGAAGCGCCCAUGGAAUUGGAAUCAGUUUGUCCUAAUUGCCAAGAAAAUGUAGGUUGAAGCAGCAAAAUAAUUAUCACAUGCACCUAUUAUCUCUUUAGGGUGUAACAAAACUCAUGUGUACGAGGAUUCCAUUCUAUAAACAGGUUAUCUUGAUGUCAUUCGCAUGUGAUCAUUGUGGUUACAGAAACAACGAACUCCAAAGUGGAGAGCCAGUUCAGGUAAGUCGAAUUGCAGUUUCCAUUUCAUGGAUUUUAGGAAUUUGGUACAGAGAUUGUUCUGCACGUAAAAGAGCAAGAGGACCUCAACAGAACGGUAGUGAAAUCCGAAUACGCUUCUGUGGAAGUUCCUGAAUUGGAACUUGAAAUUCCAUUUAAAUCCCAACCGGGAGGUGAGUUGUGUAUAAUAUUAAAUUUAUAACAGUUUAGAGGUUACGACUGUCGAGGGAAUCUUACGGAGAGUGCAAGAAGGUGUUUCGCAAGACCAAGAAGUCAGAAGACAACAAGACCCAGAAGCAGCUAAGAAAAUUGACGACUUUGUGGCUAAAUUGGAAGAAUAUAUUGCCUUAAAGAAACCUUGGACUUUGGUAAAAAAAACUGCCGGUUAUUAUUUUUUGUGUUUAGAAAUUAAACGACCCUUCCGGCAAUUGUUACAUCCAGAAUCCUUCUCCACUUCAUGUUGAUCCCAGAUGCAUUACGUCCCAUUAUUACCGAGAUAUGAAUGCCAACAAAUUACUCGCAUUGGCUGAUGAUGAUGACCCAGAAUGGAAGCCGACAACGGAUGACAUGGAAUGGAAGUCUUUUGAGGAUUGCAAGAACACCAUUAUGCAUUUUAACAGUCAAUGUCCCAAUUGCAGAACGCCUUUGGAAGUUCUUAUGAAGCCCACAGGUAUUAUAUGAAUAAGAAUAAUUUCGGAAUGACUUGUUUAUAGACAUUCCGUACUUCCAAACAGUGAUUGUAAUGUCGAGUACUUGUGAGAGCUGUGGUUUUAAGUCAAACGAGGUUCAAGCCGGAGGUCCAAUCCAGGAUCAAGGCUGUAAACUCUCGGUUAAGGUCGAAAAGGUUGGCAAGUUUUAUUUAGUGAUCAUUAUUCGAACUGACUUUCUUUCUUUUUUAUCGUUCGUAUGUUUCGCAACGUUUUCCAGGAUGUUGACCUUGCCAGAGAUGUGUUGAAAUCUGACACAUGUGGCUUGUCGAUUCCUGAAAUUGAUGUUGAGAUUGGUCCAGGCGCCCUUUGUGGUCGUUUUACCACGGUAGAAGGUCUGUUGCAAGCCAUCAAGGAUCAACUGAAUGAGCAAUCUGCUUUUUUCUUCGGGGACUCUGGAUCUGAUGAAUUUAAGGGGAAAUUCGAGAAUAUAUUAAGUCAGAUGGAUGAAGUUAUAAACCUUAAGAGACCUGCUACUUUGGUGCUGGACGACCCUGCAGGAAACAGUUACAUUCAAAGUAUAAGUGAUGAAGGAGCAGAUCCCAGACUGAAGAAGGAAUUCUAUACCAGGUCUUUUGAACAGAACGAGGAGCUUGGCUUGAAUGAUAUGAAAGUGGAAAAUUAUGAGGAUCUCAGUACGAUAAAGGAGGAAGAGUAA
Molecule: messenger RNA, 1619 nt
Organism: Bursaphelenchus xylophilus (pine wood nematode)
Lineage: Eukaryota; Metazoa; Nematoda; Chromadorea; Rhabditida; Aphelenchoididae
Source: the annotation of a GenBank genome assembly